Messenger RNA from Salmo salar (Atlantic salmon), 729 nucleotides. It is a transcript of the gene mrps21, whose product is annotated as mitochondrial ribosomal protein S21. Gene Ontology annotation, biological process: translation. The record is from RefSeq and is a predicted model, not a curated record. Gene Ontology annotation, cellular component: ribosome. Gene Ontology annotation, molecular function: structural constituent of ribosome. NCBI's taxonomy places the organism in Eukaryota, Metazoa, Chordata, Actinopteri, Salmoniformes, Salmonidae.
UUUGUAGUCGUUUGCUUCCACCCGGACGACUGCAUCAGUCACAACAUGGCGAACCACCUUCGUUUUGUUGCUCGGACGGUGAUGGUCCAAGAGGGCAAUAUCGAUGCAGCUUACAAGGCUCUAAAUAGAGUGCUGUCUGUGGAUGGAAUUAUCGAAACGGUGAAACGAAAGCGCUACUAUGAGAAGCCCUGUCGGCGCAGGCAGCGAGAGAACUAUGAGAACUGCAAGAGGAUCUAUCAUUCUGAAAUGGCCAGGAAGAUCUCCUUCAUCUCCCGGACGCAAAGACAAGACCCCUGGGUCGGCUCCUAGACGGAGGGCUAUGUUCCGUCUGUGCGACGAGGACCGUUAGGAGUAAGAGCUCACUGAGUUAGCACUACCCAGCUGGAAGAUGGAAGGGGAAAGAAAAGUCCUCUGAAGGGAACUUCAAUAAACCGGAUCAAACAAGAUUUGUAUUCCACAAUCCAAAGGGUUAGGGUUAGUGGCUGACACUUUGAAAAAUUGUUUAUCAUCAAAAUGAUAUCUUCUGUUUUGAAUGGUCAUUUUCCCUGUUCAUUAUAGCACAGUAUGCCAGAGGCGAGCAUGUCUAUGUCUUGUUUGAGAAAUGAAACAUGACAGUAACUAUUUACAUCAAACUAUUGUUAUCAUUUUAGACACAAAGCCAAAUUGAUGUUUCGCACCUGGUUCAAAAGUUGUGGUAAUACUGAAGUGAAAUAAAUUGUCUCAUUGUAA